Molecule: messenger RNA, 5249 nt
Organism: Schistosoma rodhaini
Lineage: Eukaryota; Metazoa; Platyhelminthes; Trematoda; Strigeidida; Schistosomatidae
Source: the annotation of a GenBank genome assembly
CGUACACAUAGUGGUAGAUUCAGAGUCUAUUUGACCUUGGUAUAUCCUUCAGUUAACAUAAGCGUUUUUCAAAUUCCUCUGUUAUUGCACAACUGUUGUUUCAGGUUGUGCAAUACAUAUUCAGAUUUUCUUUAUGUAUAAAUUAAAAAGUUAAUGUCGUCAUCUCGAGCUGCCUCUGCUAUAAAAGAAGUAAUCAACUUCAAAAAUGCUAAGAGGACGUCUUUCUUCCUCAUGAUAAUGAUAUCGAUAUAUCAUGGCUUUUUGAUGACAAAAUCUGGUGGUAAUCUGUGCAAGUCUCUACUAAGUGAUGGAAGAUCAGGGCCUAGUGGAGAAUUUCGGCCCUACAGUUGUAUGAUACAUACUUAUUCAUCAGGAGACAGUCACAAGUGUCUUAAAAGACUUGCACCUUGGGGUGAUGUGGUUCGACUCUAUUUUGUUGGAGAUUCACGACUGAAAAAGCUAUUUAAUGCUUUUGUUUACCACAUAAAUGAUGAAGUUGUUGGAGAAAAUAAUACAUCGGAAGCAAGCAUUUCAAAUAACUUUCAAUAUGUUGCGGGUGAACUCGACUUACGAUUUUUCUAUCAUGAUGAAAUCACAGAUGAUACACUAGAACUAGUGAAAUCAUGGAUCGGCUCUACAAAUUUAUCUAAUGUUACUGAGUCUGAUAUACGAAACAAAAAUAAUGACAUUUCUACACCUACUCAUUUGAUAAUUUCUAUGGGCACAAAAACAAUACAACAUUAUAAUCGAUCCGAAGAUGGUCUUUUGGAAUAUAUGAACGGUGUCAAACGUCUUACUAGUGUUUUAGAAGAAUUGAAAUUUGCACGAUGCGUAUGGAUGCUACAAGACCCUGUUGCAGAAAGUCUUUUAUCUAAAGAGUUGAAAAUAAUUACAAAUGAUUUGAUCGAUAAAUAUAAUGAGUUUGCAUCAAUAGCUAUGAAAUCUGUUAGUGGUGUAGAAAUAUGGAGUUCAAAUCGUUUAAUUGCUCUUAAAGUUGGUUUUCCAGCUAUAAAUUGGAAUUGUCGCCAGUUAAAAAUGUUAUCUACAAGUAACUCAGAUAAAAUGACAUCAGCAACAUCUAUAUUAAAUUAUAAAGAAGGUAUGGCAAAGAAUAAUGUCUGCUUAGAAAUGCCCACACUUUCCGAUGGAUAUCAUGUCUCAGAUAAAGCUAUGAAAGAGAAUGUACAAAUUCUGUUAAAUUUGUAUUGUAAUAAUCAAAUGAAAUUCUCUGAUGGUACUUGUUGUCGUGGUUCUGAGCCAAUUACGCCUGUACAAGAAAAAUGUUUCAUAUUUUACGCUAUUUGUUUGUUAAGUACUUUACUGUGUUUUCUGUACAGUCAAUUUAUUUCUCGUGGUAAACCAUGUACACAAGUGAUAAAUUUUCGCAGAAUAUUUUCAAUGUUUCGUAAAACGGCAGAAACACAACCGUAUAUCCUAGUGGAAAGUGAACCCGAUGGUGAUAAUGAUGAUAAUGAUGAGAAUAAUAAUAAUACUGAUACAACCAGUUCAUUAUUUGUGGAAUUUUAUGAAUUAACUAGUGCUUUGUCAAAAUUUGGUGCUAUCAUGAUGUAUUUCUUUAUAUGUGACAGAACAAUAUUAUUCAUGAAGGCCAAUAAACGUUAUACAAAUUUGAGCUUUUUUCUACCGACUAUCUAUUGCUUCGUGUUAGGUUUAUUCUUUAGUGGACCAACUGAACGAUCUCAAGUUAAUCAUUUGGAUAUAACACGUGAAUGGAAAGGAUGGAUGCAAUUAUAUCUUUUAAUUUAUCAUUUUACUGAUUCUUACAGAGUAACUCCAAUUUUCAUGUCAGCUCGUCUUGUUGUAUCGAGUUAUCUAUUUCUAUCAGGAUUUGGACAUUUUUGUUAUUUUUGGCGUAAACCUGUACCACAAAUUAAUUGGUUAAAAUUAUUGAAUUAUCGUCGUUGCUCCAGAGAAUUUUGUACUGCAUGGAAAGCAUUAUGGCAAAUUUUACAUCGAUAUUUAAUUGUUAUUUAUCGUUUUAAUUUCUUCGUCUUUGGAUUAUGUCUAGUUAUGAAUCGUGGUUAUUUAGCUUAUUAUUUUAUUCCACUAGUAUCAUUUUGGUUCACUGUCACACUGAUUGUUUGUGUUAUGUUCCCUCGUGUAUCUGGCCAAAAAGUAUCUGGAAAUCAAAAUAAUCGAGAUAAUAUCGAUUGUAAUGAUAAUGACAGUGAUCAUAAUAUCACUAGUAAUAGUAGUAAUAAUAAUGAUAGUUCUACUCAUGCUAACAACUUUACCAAUAUAACUACUACUACUACUAUUCCUUCAACAACUGCUUCUACAAGUAUCCCGUCCAAUACAACUGCCACUUCUACCGCAAUAACUGACAACUACAACUACAAUCGUAACCGUUAUUCUAAUCAACAGUACUUUACUACUAACUAUGAUGAAUAUCCACCAAAUCAUCAAUACAUAGAAUCAGAUGAUGAAAUUUAUUUCCAUCAAUCUCCACGAAGAUCUAGCCUGAACAUGAACAAAUCAUUCCUGUUACCCACCUCGUCGCCAUCAUCCCUGCUGACAUCGACAAAUACAGUAAUUGGUGAAAUAUCUGAUUAUAUUCCAUGUCCUUCUUCAUCUUCAUAUAAAUUAACGACACCAAUUAAUUAUAAUUUACAAAGAGGUCAUUAUAAAGCAUUAUCACUUGGUACAGGAUUUGAUCUUUGUCAAACUUAUUCUCUUACUACUACUGAUACUGAUAGUGCUGUUCCUUGUAAUGCCCAAUUUCGUCAUUAUCAAACCAAUCAAAAACUUAUUGGACAUCGAUCACAUCGUUCUGUUGUUAAGUCACGUGGACGUCUUGGUCCACCGUUAACGGAAGAUUUAAUUCGUAAAUUUCAGUGUAUUGUUUUACCAUUAAAAAAGAAAAUAUCAUCAACAACAUCAUCAACACUGAGCGCGACAACAACAAUAACCACGAAUAAAAAGCGAAUGAUAAUCAUGAACCAGAAAUCAAAACAGUCAUUGGACUCUACUACUAAUACUACUAUUAUUACUACUUCUACUACUAAUAAAUGUCGUAGAUAUUUCAAAUCAUUAUGUUUCAUUCAUUGUAGUCGUAUACGAUUGACUUACCUAAUAAUGAUAAUAAAAUUUAUUGGUUUAAUAUGUUUAAUUGAAUCAUUGUAUCGUUCAAGAGGAUUCUUUCAUUGGUUAUUUUUCUCAGGACCGCAGAAGUAUAUAUUUCAAUAUCAUCGUGAGCCUACGCCAUCAACACAGGAAGAUGUUACCAAUAAUGAUGAAAAAGUAUGGUUUUUUCGUUGGUCAAUCGAUCGUUAUUCAGCUGUUUACGGUAUGAUAUUUGCCUUCCUGUGUGAAUCCCUACGACAAAUUGGAGUAUUACAAGACACUAUUGAUGAUAACAGCGGUGAUAAUUAUGCUGCUGCCGAUUAUUUACAAGGCAUUAAACAGUCUGAUGAAAUUCAUUAUUCUCGAUUACCACUGAGUAGUGAGAAUUACAAUCUUACUACUAAUGUCGCUGCCAACAAUAAUGGUGAUAAUCAUGGUAGUAAUAUCAAUAUUAAUAAAAUUAACAAUGUUGACAUGGAUACUGAUUAUCAUAAACGACUUCAAAAAACUGAUCAUAAAACGUUCCAUUGUCAGAAUGAUUACAAUAAUGAGUCUUAUGAAUAUUUAAACCACUCAACAUCUUAUGAAAUGAAACAUUAUGAUGACAUUUUCAAUUCAACUGCUCCAUAUUCAAAUCAUUUACAAAAACGAAUGAAUAAUACUAACAAUUUAUUAUCAUCAUCAUCCACAUUAUUGAAUCAUUUGAAUGAAUAUAAUAAUGGGAAUUUUUAUUUCUCUACGCUCCUAUACAAAUGUUUCUCACCGUUAGGUUUAACCGUAUUAGGUAUAAUAGGUCUAACUUUUUCUUGCACAUAUGUAUUUGCCUGUUCGAAUCGAGAAACUUGUUUACAUAUUCACGCAUAUAUGUGUCUCAUUCCUAUUGUAUCGUAUAUUCUGGUGAGAAAUAGUUUCAGUUCAUUACGUAGAUUAUAUAGUAUAUUCUUCGCUUGGAUUGGUGAUAUGUCAUUGGAAUUAUUUAUUGCUCAAUAUCAUAUUUGGUUAUCAGCUGAUGCUUAUGGUAUACUUGUUCUAUUACCAGGUUUUCCAUUGAUCAAUUUAACUUUAACAUCAUUUAUUUUUAUAUGUAUAUGUCAUGAAGUGCAUACUUUAACACGUCGAUUACAAAAUUACAUUAUUCCUAAUUCUCCAUUAAAACUUGUACGUAAUAUUUUAAUUUUUACAUUAGUAUUUCAUUUAAUAACUAAUUCAACAUUACAAAUGAUUCAAUGGGAUUUUUCUUAAUUAUUAUCCUGAUUAUUAUUGUUAUGUUGUAUUUCUAAAUUCAUUCCAUUUUAUACAUACUUCAUUUAAAUGGGGUUUUUUUGAACUGGUUCCAAUGAACGUUGUUGUGUUGUUUUCUUUUCUAGCUCUUUUAAGGUGCAUUCAUUCCUUAUGGAUAUAUUAUUUUAUUAGGAAUAAUAUAUUUACAAAAUCUCAGCGAAUGAAUUUGAAGUAAAUCCAACGUUUCCCCUGGCAAUCUGGUCUAAGCUUUUUCAAGGAAAUAUAAUCAAACAUCAAAAUUAUCGAAUAUAAAUAGGUACAUGGUUCUUCCUUGAAAAAGCUUUGACCAGAUGGCCAAGCGAAACGUUGGAUUUACUUCAAAUUCAUUCGCUGAGAUUUUACAAAUAGUUUAUUCCUAUUUAAUGUCUUACAUUAACUCGGCGCUCAAAUACUGUGAAACUAUUCGUUCUAAUUUAGACGAAAGUUCUUACAUAUAUUAAUUCAUUUGAUAUAAACAUUCCCAGAAACAAAAUGAAUGUCAUGUGAUAUCAUUUCCAUUUUUUGUUUUCCUUUUGUUUUCCCCUGAAUAGACAGUAUAAUAGAUCUCAGUUUAUUAUUAUCUUGAGGGAAUCAUGUCAGUUGUUCUUAUGAUCAAAAUUCUGUAAUAUUGUUAUUGAACAAUCAUCAAUGGUAAUUUGAGUACUAUAUAUCGAUUUUUAAAAUAAUUUUCUUAUUUCUCUAUCUUUCUCUUUUUUCAAAUUGUAUAUUACCUUAUGUAACAAUAGAGAUCAGGUCAUAAUUGAAUGAAAAUGAAUAAAAAAUCUAUGGUAGAAAAAUAUCACAAAAGCUAAGAUAAUUUUCUUAUUUGUCAUAUAAUUUUUAAAUCUGUACAUUGAUAUUUAUAUUUUUAUCACAUAGAAAAGAAUAACAAUGAAUUCUAUAAA